CGGCCGGCCGGAGGUUCCUGCGCCCAAAGCGGGGUGGCAGCUACGGAGUUCAGCCGAAGAGGCCGAAAUUCGGCGCCUGCCGCGGCCAUGCUCCGCCCACAGCUUCCUUUGGCCGGGGAGGCGCCGGGCUUGGUGACCUUUGAGGAUGUGGCUGUGUAUUUCUCCCGGGAGGAGUGGGGGCUCCUUAAUCUGACCCAGAGGAGCCUGUACCGUGAUGUGAUGCUAGAGAACUUUGCACUUAUUGGCUCGCUGGGAUUUGCACCUUCAAGGUCCCAUGUGGUUGCCCAGCUGGAGAGUGAAGAAGACCUCUGGAUGCCCAACAUGGUGGACUUGACACUGGGCAGCAGAGCAGAGGCCAGGAGGGGUCCUGGUCCUGGUUGUCCAUGUAGACUGGAGGAUGAGGAAGCCUCUCCAGAGCAGAUCAAGAGCUACAAAGUCUACCUAUCAGAGAAGCCCCUUCUGUGUGGGGAGUCUGGAAAGGACGUCCCUACCACCUUAGGCCUCCUCCAGCACCAGGCCACCCACAGCAAGGAGAAGCUACACAAGAGCACCAAGCCUGGGGAGGCCUUCCAACCCAGCUCCAAUUGCCAGCAGCAGCAGGGCCUCCACACCACACAGAAGGCCUUCAAGUGCAGUGACUGUGGGAAAGCCUUCCUGAAGGCUUUUGCACUCCUCGACCAUCUGAUAACUCACCCCAAAGAGAGACCCUUUAGAUGCCUGAAAGGUGGAAAUGCCCCCAAGGACAAAUCCACCCAUGUUAAUUACCAAAAAAUUCACACUGGAGAAACAUCCCAUGUGUGUAAUGAGUGUGGAAAGGUCUUCAGUUAUCCAUCUAAACUGAGGAAGCACCAGAAGGUUCACACAGGCAUAAAACCUUUCAAGUGUGAUGAGUGUGGCAAAACCUUCAACCGUAAAGAUGCACUUGUUCUGCACCAGAGAAUUCACACUGGAGAAAGGCCUUAUGAGUGCAGUGAAUGUGGGAAAGCCUUCAGUGUUCUGUCUACUCUCAUUCGGCACCGGAAAGUUCACAUUGGAGAAAGGCCCUAUGAGUGCAGGGAAUGUGGGAAGUUCUUUAAAUACAACCAUAGCUUCAUUCUUCACCAGAGAGUUCACACUGGAGAAAGGCCUUAUGAGUGCAAGCAAUGUGGGAAAACUUAUGUGACCCGCUCUGGCCUGUAUCAGCACUGGAAAGUUCACACUGGAGAACGGCCCUAUGAGUGCAGCCUGUGUGGGAAGACCUUUACCACCAGGUCCUACCGCAAUCGGCACCAGCAGUUCCACACUGAAGAGAGAUCCUAUGAAUGUACAGAAUGUGGGAAAGCCUUCAAACACAGUUCUACCCUCCUUCAGCACAAGAAAGUCCACACUGGAGAAAGGCCAUAAGAAGACGGGAUGUUGGAAAGCCUGUAGCCAGGGCUGGGCACCUUGUUCAACAUGAAAGCCCUCACUCCAGAAAGGAGAUUGAGGAGCGUAGCCAUUUGAGAGCUAAACCUAGCAUACCCCAAUAUGUGCCCUGGGGCGGCAGGCGUGUAGGAAGCUUUCAGGAGCUAGGUUGCACUCCAACCUGCCGAGGUUGUUGGCAGUGUUAAGUCACUGCUGGUUUCUGUGAUAGAAGCCAUCCUACUUCCUCCACCUGGCAGGUGCUCAAGAUGUGCAUCAUUCAUCUCAACGUGCUCUGGAACAGCAGACCUCCUUAGUCCCCACUCUGUACAGGAAAGAAUUAUGAGUGGUAAACCCAGAAUGGGCCUCAUUCCCCCCCUCCAACUGGUUUAGGUAUGUCUGUGACCAGGCUCUG
Molecule: messenger RNA, 1795 nt
Organism: Callorhinus ursinus (northern fur seal)
Lineage: Eukaryota; Metazoa; Chordata; Mammalia; Carnivora; Otariidae
Source: RefSeq, a predicted model, not a curated record